CAACUGCAAGACCGACGCGCUCUUGCGUGCAUAAAAAGAAACCGCUGUUUGGUGCGCAUAGUGUGCACAUGGAGCCUAAAUGAGAUGCUACGCAACUACCUUGACCAGGGUUACAGAGUGAACAAAUCAUCUCCUGGCGAUCUCGAUCACGCUUCGCUCAUGAACCCCCCUCUCCCAUACCAGCAAAUGGAGGUAACUGGCUUGACAAUACCUGCCGGGCAUGAUCAAAAUCAAGUUGCAGGAGAAAGGGCAGCUCCUGCCUCGAAGAUCAUGCAAAGAUUUGAAUUUGCAGACACCGAACACAGUCGAGAAACAAGAUUACUAUAGUAUACAUCUCAAUGUGGAGACUGAAUUGUUCUAAAGG
Messenger RNA from Aspergillus steynii IBT 23096, 364 nucleotides. RefSeq lists its product as uncharacterized. The transcript has a single exon. The record is from RefSeq and is a predicted model, not a curated record. Bases 85 to 327 code for a protein of 80 amino acids. Lineage: Eukaryota; Fungi; Ascomycota; Eurotiomycetes; Eurotiales; Aspergillaceae.